This is a messenger RNA of Penicillium roqueforti, 1035 nucleotides long. RefSeq names its product HNH endonuclease signature motif containing protein. Lineage: Eukaryota; Fungi; Ascomycota; Eurotiomycetes; Eurotiales; Aspergillaceae. The record is from RefSeq and is a predicted model, not a curated record. Bases 1 to 1035 code for a protein of 344 amino acids. The transcript has a single exon.
AUGGAGAAGGUAGAUAACUACCAGCCAAUCAGUCGGAACGAUAACACUGUCCGUAUUCUACGAGCCUUCGACAAUCACCUUCCGGCAGAUGGCAGAGCCAAUUUCAUCCGCCAUCUCCAGUCCCUACAAACAAACCAAGACAUCCAUGAUCAUGCCGAGUCCUUGGUAAACGGCCUGCUUGCGCCAAUGAAGACGCUUCGCUCGACACCCACAAUUUCCCCACGUGCUGGAAUGGAAGACUCGAUCGAGAAUAUUGCUUCGCAGUCGAGUGGACCGUUAGUAAGAGAAACUCGACUUAAGGCAGAGUGCCUGAAGCGUGACGGCAACAGAUGUGUUGUCACUAAGCGUGUCGAUUUCCAUUUUCUCUCAAAAAGUGACACCACUACUCCGGGAGCCAUCACAGAAUGCGCCCAUAUUAUUCCUUUCUCAUUGGCAACAUGGCGAGAUGAGCGCGAAUCACACGCUAAAAACAUCAUAUGGACAAACCUUAUCCGACAUUUCCCAGCACUCGAAACGAGAAUCAGCUUUUCCCGGGAUAAUAUCAAUGAUACCAUGAAUGCUAUGACAAUGACCCGUGAUCUUCAUUUCUACUUUGGCCAUUUUUAUUUUGCGUUUGAGGAGACUCAAGUGCCCAACAAAUACAGACUACAAGUAUACCGGCCAAAUGCAUUUUCUCCCCCUCUCCCUCGGACAGUCAAAUUUGUGUCUCGUGACCCACGGUAUGCUCUUCCAAGUCCCGAACUCCUCAAGGUUCAUGCAGCUGUCGCCCGUAUUUUCCAUGCAUCUGGAGCAGCGGACCAUAUCGACAAAGGAUUCCGAGAUCUAGGAGAGACUAGUGUUUUAGCAAAAGACGGCAGUACCGAUGUUUCAGCUAUGUUGGCUGUUACCUCACUUGGUGUUCUCGGCUCACGCACUGGGAAUAUCCAGCAGACUCCAGCGACCUUCUCGGGUCCCAAAGCUCAAAGUGUUUCAAAGGUUCACAGUGGGUUGAUUGAAGAAGAGGGUACUGAUGAGGAAUACACCGUGUGGUACUGA